AUGUCGGUGUUCGACGUGCACCGCAACUUUCCGGACCUCGACCCCGCCCAGGCCAGGCACGCGCUCCGCACAGCCGCAAGGGAGCUCCAGGAUCGCGGCCUCGUCGCCGCAUCAAAGUGGGCCCUCGAGCUACUGCAAUGCGUACCGCGGCCUCAGACGGCAUCCGACAUCGCUGAGCCCAUCCUCGAACCGCGCUUCGUGCAGAACGCGGGCGCCUCAACGCCGGCAACGAGGCGCUCACAUACCUUGCGUCCCGGUCACUUUCCAGAGCACUCUACGCCCGCGCUCGGUCUCCAGCAGCGCCUCGACGCUGGCGACGACGGCCAGGACCUAUCGGGCCGCUUCAUGCCACCGCCACGCUUCCCACCAUCUCCGCUCGCCAACGUCAGCCACAUCUCCGACCUCGAUGCAUCCUCAGUCUCGAUGGACAGCGAGGGCGUCGGAUCUGCCCACGUACACUGGCAGUCGACCAACAACUCCUACAGCUGCUCGCCCGGCCCCAGCCAGCUCCUGCCAGACGCCGACGACGAGGAUCGAGAGGAAGACGAGGACACCUACGCCCUCGCAAAGUCGUACUUCGAUCAGCAUCAACUCGAACGCUGCGCCUGGCUGCUGGAAAACAGAGGCUGCAGGGGCGACAGGGCCACCUUCCUCCGGCUCUACGCCCGAUUCUUGAUGUCCGAGAGGAAGCUAGACGAGCACGGCAUGAUCAUUCCCAAGCCCAACGGCAAGAUGCCCGCCACGAGCCCGGGUCUCGUACCGCUGCUCAAAGAGCUCAUCGAUCCUGGGGAUCCCUUCCUGCUCUUCCUAAAGGGCGCGAUCCUGCGCAAGCUCCACAAGCCCGUCGAGAGCAUGGACUGCCUCAUCCGGAGCGUGCAGGUGUUCCCGUACAACUGGGCCGCGUGGCAGGAGCUCAGCAUCACGCUGGAGCCGGGAGAGGCCGAUGAGAUUGCGGACCUCUUGCCAGACUCGUUUAUGGCCUCGUUCUUCCGCGAGUUCACCGACCGGCACGCCGCCCAGGAGGGCGACAAGAGCAUCGAGCGGAUCGACGAGCUCCUUCGCCACUUUCCCAGCUCGGCCUACCUGCUAACGUGUCGCGCCCAGACCCACGUCCAUCGCCUCGACUACAUCGAGGCCGAGCAGGACUUUCAGCAGGCCUGGUCCAUCGACCCGUACCGCAUCGAUGGCCUGAGCGACUACUCCAACGCCCUGUACCUCCUCAAUCGGUCCGCCGAGCUCGCUCAGCUCGCCCACAAGUUCGCCACGUUCGGAAAGGACCGGCCAGAGGUGUGCUGCCUCGUCGGCAACUACUACAACCAGCGGGGCGACCACCACCGCGCCAUCGAGUCGUUCCGCCACGCGCUGCGCCUCGACGCCGGCUGCGUGCCCGCCUGGAUCCUGCUCGGGCACGAAUACAUCGAGCUCAAAAACAGCCACGCCGCCGCCGAAAUGUACCGCCGCGCCCUCGAGAUCAACCCGCGCGAGUACCGCGCCCUGUACGGCCUCGGGCAGGUCUACGAGCUCAACGGCGCCUACACCUACGCGGUCCACUACUUUCAAAAGUGCGCGGCGAUCCGGCCGUACGACGGCAGGAUGUGGAGCUCGAUGGGCGUGUGCUUUGACAACCUCGGACGGUCGCAAGAUGCGAUAUCGUGCUUCAAACGCUACCUGACGUGCCGGCUCAACCACGGCGACACCGUCAUGGGGCUGACGCGCAUCAUCGAGGUGUACGAAAAGGAGCGCGACUUUGAGGCCGCCGCCUCCUACCAUCGCCGGCUGGUGCAGGUCGUCGAUCGCGGCCUGGCGGGCACCGAGGCCAACGUCGUGGCGCGCUACGUCCAGUCGUACAUCAUCGCCGCCCGGUGGGAGAUGGGCGAGAUCGGCAACCCGGGCUGGACCCGGGACCUCGAGGCGCGCCGGUCCAGACGCAGCGCGGCCAAGGCGAGGUCGAGGGCGAGGGCGGGCGCGGGAGAAGGUGACGUGCAGAUGCGGGAUGAGAGGAGGUCGGAUUCGGCGCCGCCGGCGGCGGCGGCGGCCGUUGCGCCAUACGACGACGACGAUGACGUGGACGACGACGACGAGGCCGUUUCCCCGGACUUGGUCGGCAACCUGGCCCUCGCAAACGACUACCUUCAAAAGGUGAUUGCGGCGGGGACCGAGAUGACCGACCUGGCCGAGGUGCUCCUCAAGCGGCUGGCCUUUUUGCAGAACUGA
Molecule: messenger RNA, 2214 nt
Organism: Pseudozyma flocculosa PF-1
Lineage: Eukaryota; Fungi; Basidiomycota; Ustilaginomycetes; Ustilaginales; Ustilaginaceae
Exons: 8
Coding region: 1-2214 (737 amino acids)
Biological process (GO): cell division
Cellular component (GO): anaphase-promoting complex
Molecular function (GO): protein binding
Source: RefSeq, a predicted model, not a curated record